AGCACAUAGAACGAUUAUUUUCUUCUUCUUCGUCUGUGAGUUUUCAAUUUCGUGGCAUCAACACUCGCACAGUCGAACUUUAUCAGGCUCUCUUCUCUCAUGGCGACCUCUUUCGCUCCCGUUUCGUUCGCAGGUGGAUCUCAGCUCAAAGUAUCUGGAUGUUGGUCCACGAAGUCAAAUUCAUUUCUGGGGCCUUCAAGACUGAUGGUUCAGAAGAAAUCAAGUAAAUUGGGACGCAAACACAACUUAUCAGUUCAAGCAGAAUACAGUGAUGGUAGUAGGGGUGGAGGUGGUGAUUUUAUUGCUGGUUUUCUCCUAGGAGGUGCUAUUUUUGGAACUUUAGCAUAUGUCUUUGCUCCCCAGAUAAGAAGAUCACUGCUUAAUGAAAAUGAAUAUGGGUUUCGUAAGGCCAGGAGGCCGAUAUACUAUGAUGAAGGUCUCGAGAGAACCCGCCAAACUUUGAACGAGAAAAUCAGCCAGCUAAAUUCUGCCAUUGACAAUGUAUCUUCACGUUUAAGAGGUGGCAACAAUUCGCCGCAGGUGCCCAUUGAAACUGAUCCCGAGGUGGAAGCUACCAUGUGAUGUUAUGGCUGGUUAUAAUGAUCUGAGGUAUGGUACCAGCUGAAUCUCUACUUGAAAAAGUUACAUCUGAACCAUUGGACCUGCAUAAUGGUUUGCUAUUGCCUUUUGUUCUCUGGAAGUAGUGUGGUUGCCCCGCAAAUUUACCUUUUGCUUUUCCCUUCAUUGAUGAACUUAUUUUUCAUGUGAUUAUUGGCUUCCUGUAAUUGGUUUCCUACUGAAUUCUUCUUCAGAUCAAAGUUAAUCAAGCACUUUCAUCAAAAAUAAUUAAUUG
Messenger RNA from Tripterygium wilfordii, 853 nucleotides. RefSeq lists its product as uncharacterized. The record is from RefSeq and is a predicted model, not a curated record. The transcript has 5 exons. Gene Ontology annotation, cellular component: chloroplast inner membrane; chloroplast thylakoid membrane. NCBI's taxonomy places the organism in Eukaryota, Viridiplantae, Streptophyta, Magnoliopsida, Celastrales, Celastraceae. Bases 100 to 582 code for a protein of 160 amino acids.